Messenger RNA from Aptenodytes forsteri (emperor penguin), 4109 nucleotides. RefSeq names its product ovocalyxin-32. NCBI's taxonomy places the organism in Eukaryota, Metazoa, Chordata, Aves, Sphenisciformes, Spheniscidae. Bases 1 to 621 code for a protein of 206 amino acids. The record is from RefSeq and is a predicted model, not a curated record. Gene Ontology annotation, molecular function: metalloendopeptidase inhibitor activity. The transcript is spliced from 6 exons.
AUGGCAACACCUCAGCAAGUUACGAGCAUCCCAGAGUCUGGUCACAAGUAUUACCUGCAGUUCACUACCGAAGACUACAAAAGCAGGGAAAAUGUCGGGAGCUGCCUUGCUACAGUGUUGUAUCCGAAGACAAAGUCUCCGCCUGCUGUCAAUAUCAAGUGCACGUAUACCAAAGACCAGAAGCAAAUCCAAGAAGAGGACAACAGACUUUACAAAAAAAUUAGGCACCAAACUAAACCAAUAAUCGGAAACAAUAUUCCAGACAGCUAUGGAAAUAUUGAACCUGCCCUGGAGCCAGUGUGGGCUUUGGCUGUCGCUGGCAGCAGUUACAUAAUGUGGGAAAAGUCAACGGAGAACUUGGGGUACUUCAUGGCACAAGUCAAGUCUGUGAAGCAGUGGAUAAGGAAAGAUCAUUUUCUUGAGUUUGACUACACUGUCCUACUCCAUGAAAUUCCAACACAGGAAAUUAUUUCAUGUCAGAUGCGCCUCACUUGGCUUCCUGGUCGCCCUCUGAAAGUGAAAUACUUCUGUGCUUCAGAGAAUCAGGGGCUCGAAUACGGGUCUGGAAUGGAAUCUGGAUCAGCUGCUGGGAUUUUAUAUGAAAGGGGAGCAAAUUUUUAAAAGAGAUUGUCAGCUUUAUGGCUAUGUAUUAAAUGAGAAAAUCCUUGUGUUAAUAGAUCUGGAGUUGUGAUAAUUUUUCUAUACAAGUCGAACAGUGAAUUUGAAUGCUUUCACUAGUCUGUUUUGUUCCAAAAUUAAUUCCUGUAAUUUCUUAAACUGCAAGACUCAUGUUCUAGAGUUCUACCUAAAAACUUUGCUAUGACAUACAUACACAGAUAAACAUACACAAGCUGAUUUUAUGUCACUAACUUACUGUUACUUAGAGUAACAUAGUUUGUGAACAAAGUUAAUAUAUUUGGAUAAAAAUCUUGAGAAAAAUAUUAAUCUGUCAGUAAGAAAUAUUUGUCUGCUAAUUUUUUUUUUAUUUUUUGGAAUAGAUACAUGCUGAUUUCUAACUUAGAUCUCCAAUAAAACAAAUACCAUUACGCAGGCUCGAGGUGGGGUUUUCUUUCAUGCUGCUGCUGUUCGACCCCAGCUCCCCAUCUUCUCCCAGUGUUUGGCCUUUAAAAGGAUGUGGAUGAGCAUAGGCAGCGAAACGUCUCCCGCAAGGCCCUACAGAAGCCAGUAGCCAGCAUCUGCACGGCCCUAGUCCUGCUGACGCACCACUGUUCCCUGGGGUGUGAGCUGACAUAAAAAGGAAGUUUCUUCUCUCAUAUUUGUGAAGGCAACUCAGAAAAUAUUGAUAUAAGGAAAAUACGUUUUGUUGUCUCUCCACAUCUCUCACCAGUCCAGAACACUGCAAGGCAGUGUUUGUCAAACGGAAAUUGAGAAUGUUGUCUUAGUCUAUUUGCAGUACGACACAGUUCUCGCUAUUCUACCUUCAACGAAAAGACAGAACUGCAAAGACAGUAAGGCUCUGUACAGAUGGAUUUCCACAUUUGGGUUUGGCGGGGGAACAGCCCGCUGCCAGAAUACCCCGUCAAACAGCUUUUAUAUUACUGCCUGCCGUGUCUUGUACCCAUCCUAAAUACGACAAAGUCCUCCUGCAAGAACAUGUUUUUGUCCUCUCACACCAAAUUCUCCGUUUCGGUUUACAGCAGACCCGCUGUCCUGCCUUUGUUCACUGAGAUUGUGCCAAACUGUUUCGGGUUCGUCAUUUUUUUUCCCCAUUAACAAGAUUUCUGCCAGGUUAAGUUAACUCCCUAUCAAUAAGUACACCUUACUUAGGAAAACAGGCAAUGGUCUCUGCCUUCUGGGAUGGUUACAUUCUUUAUAACUUGUGGUACACUGCGCUAUCGUUGAUCUGUAAUUGGUAACGAUGAUUAAGGUAUUCAACAUGAAAGCUUUAACUGGGAGAUAUUUAGGCUGGGUGAUCUGUUAACCCCCCAAAUUCAGGCAUUUUACACAAGUGUAUUAGUCUGAUAUACUUUUACUGACUGAAGCUUUCUAUAUCAGCACAUCAUAGGCAUUACAAUAAAUUCAGUGAAGCAGCAUUUCACAUACUCGUGUUUUCUUUUGUGCUGGCAACACAUUUCUCAUCAUCAACAGCGUGAAAUCAGAGCUUAUAAUGGCAACAUUUCUUAAAGAAAUUGGUGAUGAAAAUAUUUUUUUUAGAAUUUAAAUAAGAAAAUAGCAUGGAUUUUGCACUUUGGGGCUCUACUUUAGCAAUGCAUUUAACCACAAGUUUAGUUUCCUUACCCUGUUUUUGUCACUGCUCUCCAGACCUAGAACAGAGGAUCAGGCACUUCCAACUUACCAGAUCGGUGUAACUUUGACACCAAAUAAGCAACGCAAACUUAGGUUAGUUAAGAAACUGCACAAUAGCUUCUGGACAAGUAGCAAACCUGUUGGAAUUCAAAGGCAAAAUUUCCACCAACUUCUUUAGGGCCAAGAUUUCAGUCAGUGGAUCAGAACCUAAAAUCAUACAGUUUUUACUCAAGCAAAAUUCUUGGUUACAUCAGUGUAGACGUUAUCCAAGCCAAGGCUCAGACGGGUUCACAGUGAAUUCUUCACGCUAAAAAAACGCGUGCAGAGCAUAUCUGUAAGAGGUUGUACAGACAAGAGUAGUAGUUCUCUUCCAUCUUUGCUGCUAGGAAGAGUUCAACUAAGAUAUACGACAAGUGCUAUCUAAAAUUUGAUUAAAGAAAAAAAAAAACCCAUCCCGCACAAAGAAACAAAAUCCAGGGCGCCCCAAAAUUAGGCGCUUGCUAGUGCUUCUGUCCUUCUUCCACUGUCCCCCACUAUCCAUUAGCCUUCCCCCUACCCGCAGAUUUUCUCCCUCGCAUUUAAGCUCAGCAGACCCCGCUGUGCCUCAGCUGUCCCUGCACUGUGCUACCCGGGGCCAUGCUCUCAUCGGCCGCAUUAGAUUUGUGGAGAACCAGCACACAUCUGGCAGAACCUAUUAGCUGGGAUUUCACAUCAUGACUGGCCUCUAAUAAGCAUAAUAUAAAAGCCAUAAAUAUAAAUAAAAUAAUAACCACCCCAUUUAUUUCUUGCAUUCAUACUGCUUUUGUAAGCCAUCUUUGAAUUUUGGUAAAUGUGCUGUAUUUGCUUGUUUGAGAAAAUCUCCAAAUGUCAGAGAACCUGCAGGGCUUUUCUUGAAACGAGUUCCAGCUGAGUAUUUUCACAAAAAUAAGGCUCUGAAUGCAAGGGAAUCAAGAAGGAUUUGGCCCAAAGCAACAUUAUACUCAUAUACAGCAUUAUACAUGUGUUUGUUUAGUCAGCAUUUACAUGCCCCUGACAAAUCUCUGACGCUGUACUUUUUUCAAGGUUAAAAUAAGUAAUUUUCACUGUCUUUCUGUGAAGGCUGAGGGAAAACCAGCCCAGCCACUGCAGUUCUGUCUGCGUCUGGUAAACAUCAACCACAAUCCUGUGCCAGGAAUGUAGCUGGUUUUGAACUGGAACUUCAUUCUCUGUUUACUGGAAGUCUGCAAAAGUGCUGUUAAGCCGAGUAGGUCAGGAAGAGAGAGCACGCAAAGAAAAUUCAGCGUGGAUCUUCUGGUAGUAAUUAAAAAAAUACAUUGAUGAUAAUAUCUUCUCUUUCUCACUUAACUAUAACGUCCUUGUUUUAUCUCCCUUCUAUGAGCGAGCAAGAUCUGUUCAACUGAUUCCCAAGCUGAGCAUCAUCAGCAACACGCCCUUUUGAUUGUAAGGUUCUGGGGAAAGGAAUCUUUUGUUUGGUUUUCUAACAAAGAGCCAAGAAAGCGAGCCCAUAAAAUAAAUCCACAUUGUUCAUAGCUUUGGAAAGACUUAACUUCUACGUAUAUUAUUAUCAACUCUUUUCAAAUGCCUUGCACCAUCCGUGAUAAGCAGGUGUGGUGAUAAGCAAGUUGCACUGACAGAUGACUUUGCCCAAUUCCUUAGGACUUUGGAGGCUCCUAGCAUUGUUUCUGAAGGAUGAGGAGGGAAAACUGACAUUCGUUCCCUGGACUGUAUGCUCUAAGUGCAGGAGCUACAGGAUCUAUGCUUGGGGCACGUAUGUGAAAACUGCUCAGCACUGGAUGACGAUUCACCCUCAUGCCUGUCCAGCAGUUAAUAGGUAGUUUAGU